AAUACGAUACGUCAUAUUUGUCUUUUCAAAUCUUUGUUUUGUACAUGGACCCAAAUUGUAGGCGUGGAACCUGGAUUUGACACGUGUUUAUACCCGACCUCAUUUCCUGGAAGAAACCAAGUAGCAACCAUGCUAUUAGCUCCGGUUUACAGGCAGUUUUAAGUACAGCUAUUGUAUCGAGCGGUAAGCUGAUGUAGUCAUUUUUUUCAGCCUACGGCAGGAUGCCCUCCUGCUGAAAGGCUUGCCGAGACGCAUCUUGAAUGAUUUAACUGUAAUGUGUGCGUUUUUGAAGCGUCAAUAAAUCCAUCCAUUCAAGAUCACUGGGCUGUGAUCUAAACUCCAAACAGGGAUGCCUAAUGCCAGUGCAAGGCCAAAGCACGGCAGGAGGACCCGAAGACGCCGUAGAGAGGACCCCGCCAAGAACGAGCUGGUGUCCAGUUCUCUUGAAAGUGCCCAGCAGUGCCUCUUCAGCCAGGAUUAUGGAACCGCAUUUGUGCACUACCUCCUGGUCCUCAACCUGGCGCCCGAGUUUAAAGACUUUGCCAGGGAGUCCUUCCGGUUCACUCUCUUUAAAUGGGCAGAUGAGCUGGACUCUGUGGGCCGCAUUCAGGACCUGUUCAGCUGCUACGAGCAAGCACUGGAGCUCUUUCCUGCCGACGAGGUCAUCCUAAACAGCAUGGGUGAACACUUAUUCAGAAUGGGCUUUCGAGAUGAAGCAGCGGGCCACUUCUUCAAAGCCCUCAAACUGAAGCCUGAUUACCCGGAAGCCAGGGAGAACUUCUACCGGGUGGCUAACUGGCUAGUGGAGCGCUGGCACUUCCUCAUGCUCAACGACCAUGGGAGGAACCGCAAGUACCAGCAGGCCAUCCAGAAGGCCGUACGCGGCGGCUGCAGCACAGUGCUGGACAUCGGUACUGGAACCGGAAUCCUUGGAAUGUGCGCUAAAAAGGCGGGGGCGGCCGAGGUGUACGCCUGCGAGCUCUCCAAGACCAUGUAUGAGCUGGCCUGCGAGGUGGUGACUGCCAACGGGAUGGACGGCACCAUCAAGAUCCUCCAUAUGAAGUCUCUGGAGAUGGAAGUGCCAAAGGACAUCCCCCACAGAGUGACACUGGUGGUGACGGAGACAGUGGACGCCGGAUUAUUUGGAGAAGGCAUCAUAGAAAGUCUCAUUCAUGCCUGGCACCACCUCCUGCUUCCUCCACAGGAAAAGAAGCAAGACAAGGAAGAACGACCGCUACGUCAAAGCUGGCACAAGACAAAGAAAGAGACGAAAUCCAGGGAUCCCUCUGAGACCGGUCGUGUCAUCCCCGCUGGAGCAACUGUGUUCACCAUGGCAGUGGAGUGCCUUGAGAUCCGCCGCCAUAACAAGCUUUGCGUGUCAGAGGUGGGCGGUCUCUCCAUAACCGAGGCCGAGCAUCUCCGCAGUCCGGUGAGCUGCAGCCCCGAACCGGACGACUCCAUGGAGCCUUACACUACCGAGAGACUCAGCAGACUUCCGGGAGGUUACACAGCCCUCACUGAACCGCUCACCGUCCUCAACAUCGAUUUCAAUGACGUGCAGGAGCUGGAGGGGCUGACCUCCAGGCCGGUGCAGCGGGUCCGCUUGCCUGUGGUGCAACAUGGCGAGCUGGACGCCCUGGCCGUGUGGUUCCAGCUACACCUGGACGAGGACAGUAGUUUGUCCACGGGACCCCAGGAGGACACCUGCUGGGAGCAAGCCAUCUACCCCGAGCACUGUGCCAAGGGUUUCCUCCUAAAGCCUGGAGACGAGCUCAUUGUGGAAGUCUCCUGCAGGGACGCCUACCUGAGGCUCUGUAGCGUUGCCAUACUCAGGGACGGGCAGGAGAUCUGUCUCGGCAAGUAUCCAGAUUCGCGGAACUCCGCAAGCCUUGUUCCGAACCCGGAGUUGGAGCUGUGCAGCGCGCUAGCAUUGUUACAAACUGACCAAAAUCAGCCCAAAGACUUCUGCAUGCUGGAAUGUUCAGAAAUGGCGCUCCUGAACAAUUACGACUACCAUCAAAGCUUUGGCAGUGCCUUGUCCAAGCUCAUGGCCCGGCUCAGGGAUGAAUCCCAAAGUCAGGAGCUGGGAUUUGGCAUUCAACCUGAACCCACAGAGCUUUUCUACGUUCUGGACGUGUCAGAGGGCUUCUCUCUGCUGUCCCUCAUGGCUGCCAGCCAAGGUCAGGUGAAAGCCUUCAGCUCUGUGGAGAAGAUCAAGCAACAGGACGUGCUCAAGAGGCUGGCUCGGGCCAAUAACAUCCCCGAGCAGAGUUUGGAGUUCUGGCUCAGCCACACGGAGGACGAGGAAGGGGUGCUGCAGAGGCCUUCCAGGGAGAAACUGUGGAGCGCCAUCAUGCUGGACUGUGUGGAGACCUGCGGCCUUGUGAGGCAGAAACUGAUGGAGAAGGCAUCUUUGGCCAGAUGUCUACUGGAGCAUGGAGGACGCGUAUUUCCACAGAAGCUGGUGGUGCACGGCAUGCUGGUGGAGUCCGACAUGCUGCUGCUAGAAAGCGCCGUGCAGGGUCACGAGCCAACGCUGGGAUUCAACAUAGCCCCUUUUAUCAACCAGUUUACUGUUCCAGUCCACGUCUUUCUGGAUUUCUCCACAUUGCCGUGUCGUCACCUCAGUGAGUCGGUGGAGCUCUUCGUGCUCAACCUUAUGGACGCUAAUGCUAACUACACCGACAAAGAAGUCCAGGUCCAGGCUAUGGCUCCGGGCCGAAUAACUGCCAUUCCCUUCUGGUACGACAUCUUCUUGGACGAAGACAUCAGCGUCAGCACCCUCAGUCCACACUCUCACUGGAAGCAGGCGGCCGUCGUGCUGCAGCAGCCGCUGGAGGUUCGGGCGGGAGAGCGGGUCCGCCUGGCUGUGAAGCUCCACAACAGCACCAUAUCCAUCAUGGCGGCGGUGGUUUGAUGCUCCAUUCUCACAGUAGAGGUGUUUUUAAGUGGACUGGUCCAUGAUGACAACUUACUUGUGUUUAAUUGUCAGUUUUAUUGUAAAAAAUAAAGUUGUGUAAGGCAUUGGACACAUACUGUAUACAGUAUAUGACUAACAAUAAUUAGUAACAUAUUUACUCAUUUUACACGUCAGCAUCCCUGCAAGUCAGUAACAAACCACAUUAAAUGGCUUAGGGCGGAGUUAGCUGCGAAAUCAAACAUUUAACUAAAAAUGAAAAUAACACAAUGGACACAAAAUGAAUGCUUAUUGCAUACUAUGACACUGUGCACUUAGACAGUUCCGGUCAGAAGUACAUACACUCAUUAUGGGCUCAAAUAUAUCAUAUAGUCACCAAAAUGCUGCAAGCCCUUGACUGCAGCUGGUAGUUUCUCUUUGGCAACAUAAAUAAUACAUAUUUGACAAAUCAUGAAGGAUGCGGACUACCUCUAGAUUCUUCAUCUUCAAAUCAAUCCAGCAUUAAGAUGGCUGAAACGUUAGACACUGUUUAGUGUUCCAACUGCCACACAAACACACAUUAAAAAUCAGGCUAAAAUGAAGCUUCUGGACUGGUUGAGGUAAAACUUGACAAAGGGACAGUUCCAUUGGAGCCUGGACGUAUAACUUGUGUAAAUGAGACAAUUUCAAAAACCACUGAAGAUGUACGUUGUACAUCCUGUCCAACCUGUAAAAAGAACGGUUCGAAUAAAUCAUUGAGGACAAAGAAUUAACAGGACAUGUAUUCCCUUGAUGAGUGUAUACCGUAAAUUCCGGUGUAUAAGCCACUACGUUUUUCUUCAACUUUGAAACCUGCGAUUUAUGUAGCUGUGCGGCUAAUUUAUGGCUACAUUCUAAUCUUGUGACAUCUCCUUUACUUCAGAACUACUACCUUAUUGUUUAUAUUAGGGAUGAGUCGAGAAUCCGUUACGGAUAAGGCAUUUUUGUGCUUCUGUGAUUCAUUGUGCAUUCUGUGAUUGGCCAGUCACACACAGCCACCGCCCCUCCCGAGACAGCCUGUGCAGGGCUGGAGCCACAGAGUUGAUCAGUGCCUCAUUAAGUACACUGUGCAAUUGGCAAGAAGCAAACUGCUCGUGUGCCGUUGCCCACCGCCUCCACUUUCUUGUAGGUUUUCCUGAGCUCUCCUCUAUUUCGGUUUGUAUCCAAAGUUACUUGGUAAACUUGUUUCGUAAAGUACGCGGUGCAUUUGACAAGACGGCGCUGUGCAGGCUCGUGUUGCGUCGGCCGCUUAUGCAACUCAAUUGGGGUAGCAUGACCAUGUUUUCCUUGAAAUGUGUUUUUUGUCUUAUUCAAUGAAGUCAUCAUAAAACAGGCGUGCUACCUACCAUACAAGAAGUUCCAAAAAUACCAGUGUUAAGUGAAAUCCGUGUAGUGGAAGUUGAUUCCCCCGUUUUUUGUUUUUUCGUUCAUGAUAUAUUUUUUCGUUUACAGGAUGUUUUUUUGUUGAUUAUAUAUUAAGGCUGUAAAACCCUUCACCACACACUUUAUACACUUUUCUCAGACAUGAGAACAUAUCUCUGUUGUGCAUACAGAGGGCCUUGAAAGCGUGGAUCACGCCCUGGUCCCUGGGCUGAAUCAGCAGUGCAGUGUUUCCAAAAUAAGCCUGUCUCAUCCAUAUUAAAAACUUGUUCAGGCUUAUAUCCCCCUUCCUCGAUGAUGGCUUUAAAUUUGUUUAUGUAUGUCUCUGCC
Molecule: messenger RNA, 4645 nt
Organism: Dunckerocampus dactyliophorus (ringed pipefish)
Lineage: Eukaryota; Metazoa; Chordata; Actinopteri; Syngnathiformes; Syngnathidae
Gene: prmt9
Product: protein arginine methyltransferase 9
Exons: 14
Coding region: 350-2917 (855 amino acids)
Biological process (GO): peptidyl-arginine methylation
Molecular function (GO): protein-arginine omega-N monomethyltransferase activity; protein binding
Source: RefSeq, a predicted model, not a curated record